Neurospora tetrasperma FGSC 2508 is the source of this 1440-nucleotide messenger RNA. RefSeq lists its product as uncharacterized. The record is from RefSeq and is a predicted model, not a curated record. Bases 83 to 1249 code for a protein of 388 amino acids. The transcript is spliced from 6 exons. Gene Ontology annotation, molecular function: methyltransferase activity. Lineage: Eukaryota; Fungi; Ascomycota; Sordariomycetes; Sordariales; Sordariaceae.
CUUUGGCCAAACAUUCCGUUUGCAGUUCACAAGAGGUACCUACCUAGGUAACCACUCAAUUCAUACUUCCAUUUCCGCGACAAUGAGUUCCUUCUUUAAAAAGGACAAGUCGCCCACGCCUGGCCCUGCGUCGCCAGCCAGAAAGGACAAAUCGCCCACGCCUGGCCCUGCGUCGCCGACGGGAAAGGACAAAUCGCCUACGCCUAUUCCAACGUCUCCAGUACACAAUGAGCCUUCGGAGCCUGUCGCCCUUAUGGCCGGUUCCCAUUGGGGCCAGCAGGAAUUAGUGGAUGAAGACAAUGACUCGACCUUGGGAGUUGACACGGAAAGCUCGACCGCCUCGAUCGCUUCCAGCAUCUUGCACUACCGUAAUGUCCUAGGACGAACCUACCACAGCGAUUCUGUGACUGACGGAGAGUACUGGGGCCCUAAUGAUGACAAGGCAAAUGAGUUGCUGGACAUCAUGCACGCGGCCAUGGUUAUGUUGUUCGAUGGAAAGCUGUAUACGUCUCCGCUCAAUGAUAAGGAGAUUAAGAAUGCUAUUGAUAUCGGUACCGGCACUGGAGUCUGGGCCAUCGACUUUGCGGACGAUCAUCCCAACUGCAACGUAAUUGGCACCGACAUUUCCCCUAUUCAACCUAGCUGGGUACCUCCAAACGCCAGCUUCGAGAUUAACGAUGCAUCCAGGGAGUGGACCUACCAUGAGAAUCAUUUCGACUUCAUCCACAUUCGCUGGCUCACCGGGGUUAUCAGGGAUUGGGAUUACCUGUAUCAGGAGGCUUACCGGUGCUGCAAGCCAGGCGGCUGGAUCGAACACGUUGAUACCGACGCUGAUUUUCUCUGCUAUGACGAGACGAUGCCUCAUGAUUCCGCUAUGGCCCAAUGGGGUCCCAUUUGGAGAGAGGUUCAGCGGAAGACCGGGCUUAACGUCAUGGUAGUUUCCUCCGGCGCGAUGGAGAACGGAAUGAGGAAGGCUGGGUUCACCAACAUUACGACCGAGGAUCACUAUGCUCCCCUCGCGCCCUGGUCUGAUGACCCAAAGUUGAAGCAGGUGGGCCUCUACCAGUCUGCGGCGAUGACACAUGACAUUGAGGGCUUUCUUGUCUAUUUCAUGCCCAACUACCUGGGGUGGACCCCGAAGGAGAUUGCGAACUUUGCGGCUAUUAUUCGCAAAGAGUUCAGGGAAGCCAAGAUCCAUUCGGUCGUGAAGUGGCACGUGGUGAGGGCUCAAAAGCCGCUGGAUGCUUAGUGUACUGCCUCUAAAUUGGAUAUAUAACCGACAGGAGGCCAUGCCGAACGCGCGGGUGGGUGUUCUUGUUGUCAAUGUGAAUAUCUCGGAAAAUAACUGUACACGUAUCACUCUACCUUUGGUCAUCAAUGUGGCCAGUAUCUUAUCUCCCUGCCUGAAAUAACGACUUGGAUAUACCUACAUAUUCCCCC